This is a messenger RNA of Nematostella vectensis (starlet sea anemone), 4298 nucleotides long. RefSeq names its product DNA-directed primase/polymerase protein. Gene Ontology annotation, cellular component: nucleus; mitochondrial matrix. The record is from RefSeq and is a predicted model, not a curated record. Gene Ontology annotation, biological process: response to UV; replication fork processing; error-prone translesion synthesis. The coding region runs from base 2417 to 4054 and encodes 545 amino acids. Gene Ontology annotation, molecular function: DNA-directed DNA polymerase activity; chromatin binding. The transcript has 18 exons. Lineage: Eukaryota; Metazoa; Cnidaria; Anthozoa; Actiniaria; Edwardsiidae.
GAUUUUGGGAACAACGGACAUCCCAAGCUUCAAGAAUAGUUUGUGGAUAACCGAGAGUUAACAGUUUGACUGGCAUUUGACUGAGCGAUACAAGACUUUCCGGAUACAGGAUAGAUCUUUUUCUUUCUAUCUUUUUAAUGGGAUUUGAUGUCGUAUCACAAAAGUUAUGGUAUAGCAAGCGAUUUGCACAUGGACAUUCCAACAGUUGUUUUAUUUUUCUAACCAAGUGGGUCAAACAAGGCUAUCAAUGGCCAAAUAGAUUCAACUUCUCUUACUCGGAUCUUUAGAAAGCAAGAUCUUGUUUUUUUCAGAAUUAGUCGGAUUGACCAUUCCCAUCCCUUACCAAACUUUAUUUUGUUGCUAACGAGGGUGACGAGGCUAGCUUGAAUUUGCUCUCUUAGUAUUGAAUUUAUCCAUUAUUAUUUGCACACAAAAAAUAAACCAAUAGAAGGUAUAUUGCAUUAGGGCAUUAAUGAUUAAUAUUGGUGAGCAUUGAGACAAGUUACAACAUUGGAAACGAUAUUUUUCAACUAGAUAUUGACACUUUACUAUACAAUCACUCAUUUUGAUUUGCAGGGCAUGUGCACAAGUGGUGUGAUUAGAUGGUGCCUCUACCCUGGGGUUGGUUUUUCCUCCCUUUAGAAAAGUGCAAUGUAACAGCUAUUAGGAUACUGGAUACUGUUUUCCUUUAAUAGUUUGUCCUUAUUCAAAGUACAAUGAAAACAAUGGGAGAUAGAGCUAUAUGAGAAAUAAACACUUUAGUUCAAACUUGAAGUCAGAAGAAUUCGGAGCGUAGAGUCGACUGCAAGGGCCACAUAGGACGUGGAAAAAUCUAACAGUUUAAAACACAGAAUUAUGCUUUUUUUAUGCCAGGCUUUAAUCAUCUUUUGCCAAAUAAGCUAUUUCCUACAGUACUGAUAAUGAUAUGAUAUGGAGUAACAUAUAGGAUCCAACACUCCAAUCUCAAGAAGUUCGAACCUUCCAUACCUCAACGUGAAGUCUCCGCCGCAAAAAGCUGAAUUAAAUAUUUGGUACUUGCCUAGAUCGAUGAAUUUUCUUCUCUUCAUUUUCCACGACAAACUCUUCUCUAUCUGGACGACACUUCUCCUUUGUAUUGCAAUGCUCUUGAUCAACUUCUCUUAUUAUUGCUAUUUUACAUUUUAUUAAUGGUGUACUUAAGUGUUCGGACACGUAGUGUCGGAAUCGGCAGGACUGGCAGCUAUUAGGAAUUUAAGAUAUAUGUGAUUUUUUGCUAUACGAAUGUAAUAACUCUUCAACUCUCUUAUAGUUUUAGAGUCAAUUAGCAAUUCAGCAGAGUGCAGUGCAUUCGCCCGUGAACCAAACUCCGAGUUUGAUGACCGCAAGAUCUUCGACAAGAUACCUAUUCACAUCAGUUUGUUUCAAUUAUUAUAAUAUUUUCUGAGAUUCACUAGUUCUUUUUUUACUAUAUCUCAGUUGCUUUUUCUGAGUAUGGCCAUCUUACUAAUCAUCACGACAGUCAUCAGCAGCAGCCUUCCACACUAUCUACUCGAGGUAAUCAUCACCAUCAUCAACUCAACGUGGUCAUCACGAUUUUCAACUCAACGUCAUCAUCGCAAUCAUCAACUUAACUUCAUCAUCACCAUCAUCAACUCGAAGUCAUUAUUAACAUUCUCAACUCAACAUCAUCAUCGCAAAUACAUCAUCGCCAUCAUCAAAUCAACUUCAUCAUCGCCAUCAUUAACUCAACUUUAUCAUCGCCACCAUUUACUCAACUUCAUCAUCGCCAUCAUAAACUCAAUGUCAGCAUUCCAAUUAUCAGCUCAGCGUCAUCACAUCACCAUUUUCUAAUCGACAGCAUUACUAUCAUCUACUCAAUAUCAUCAUAUCAUCAUCGCAAAUAACCAAGACACCGUAAGCUACAUAAUCUUGUUCACAAAAAGUCUUAUAUUUCUGAUGCCAGUCAAAAUUGUUGGUCAGAAAGAAACAAUGGUUAUGUUUUUUAUGAUCUGUUUUAAAAGUAUAGUUUAAUAGUCCUCUUUUUGGGAAAGAAUAAACAUAUAAAAAGGGGGGAAAAAUCCGAAACAUACACUCGUCAAAAUUGUUGGUCAGAAAGAAACAAUGGUUAUGUUUUUUUAUGAUCUGUUUUAAAAGUAUAGUUUAAUAGUCCUCUUUUUGGGAAAGAAUGAACAUAUAAAAAGGGGGGAAAAAAUCCGAAACAUACACUCGUCAAGCGAUGUGCUUUGGGUUUCCUGUGGAAAUGGGUUACCUGUGGAAGUGAGAGACAAAGGAAACCCAACUCAUGAUUCAUUUCGCGCGCAACAGUUUAUUCGGAGGUUCAGUUGUUCUGCUGACUUGUAAAACUAAUUAUUGCACUUUCUAGCUUAGUCAAGGGUGAAUUUUCCCCAUAUUUCUUUCGUUAUGACAUAUUUAUGUAAUGGAGACUUCUAAAACCUUCAAAACAUCCUCAUUCUACAACGCUUCGAAGGCGAGACGCGAGGGUACAUGGGUCAAAAAGCUUGCCAAAUGUGAAGAACAAGCAAAGAAGUUCAAGAAGCACCCUAUCAGGACCCAGAGAAAGCUAAGGGUAGAUGAUCCCCUUCCGGUGUUUAAGGUUUUUCCAAGACAACAGCUGGCUUUUGACUUCGUUAAGAGCUGUAGUGAGGAUGUUCAUGUUUUUGCUGAGGAACUGGGAGAUGAUGGCAAAAGGCAGUAUAUUGUCAGCACGUUAGAUGAGUUUUGGAACACUUACAGAUCAAUUCAAGCAGAAGACAGACAUUACUAUGAGGUUAUUGAAGAAGGUGCAGCUUGUAGACUGUAUUUUGAUCUGGAAUUCAAGCGGGAAUUUAAUCAAGAUCUUAAUGGCCCAGAAAUGGUAGAGAUUUUCAUUGAGUAUGUGUGUUCAAAUUUAAAAGAGUCAUUUGGUAUUGACUGUCGUCGCAAGCACAUACUUGACUUGGACUCAAGUACUGACACUAAGUUUUCCCGCCAUCUCAUUUUUCACAUGCCAGGAGCAGUGUUCAAGGACAACAUUCAUGCUGGUAACUUUGUUCAUCAGAUAUGCUCUGAAUUGCAUGAAACGUUUAGGUUCAUAUUAUCACCAAACACAGAUGAAUCGGACCUCCCAUCCAAGACACCUAGACUAGAUGACAAAUCUUCACCAAGUCAAAACAUUGUACAACCUUCAGUUGAUAAAAGGUUUGUGAAGCUUUUUGUUAAAAACGAUCAAGGCGAGGAGUCUAUUUUCUGCGACCAAGGCGUGUAUACUCGGAACAGAAAUUUUCGUCUCUUUAAAUCUUCCAAAUAUGGGAAAAAGGCUACGCUUGGGAUUGCUAAAGAAAACACAUUCAAGGUGAAAUUUCGGAAUCGUCGUGGCAGCUUCUGCAAGGAACUGGACUAUUUGCUUUUCCUGGACUCCUUGGUGUCAAACGUAAGUUUACAAGAAAAUGGGCGAGACGUGAAGGUUAUCACCUGUGAUAUCAGCGAUUCUCGGAGAAAGAGAAAAUCUGCUAUUGGCCGGUCCUCACAGUGCUCUCAAAGCGAAGAUGCUAUGACAGGCUAUGAACUCUCACCAUACCCGAGCAUUGACGAGUUUGUCCGAACAGUUAUCGAUCGUGACGGCGUGCAGGGACACAUUAGGAAAUGGGUGUAUUUUCCACAGGGCAAACUACUGAUGUUCGAUAUCGGCGGAAAUAAAUGGUGUGAAAAUAUCGGGCGGCAGCACAAAAGUAACCACAUAAUGAUCGUAGCUGACCUGCGACAUGGAGUGUAUUACCAGAAAUGUUACGACCCAGACUGUAAAAGAAUCGAUUACCGAUCUCAAGAGCGUGCAAUUCCCGAGGAGUUGUGUCCAUUUCAGCGAGACAUUACGGACCUCGAAAAAUCGAUCGAGAAGGAGCUGGACGAAGACGAUAGCGAUCUAUGCGAGAUAGCUGACCUCACCGAGAGAGAAGCUCGUCAUUCGGAACACGCGCAUGAGCAAGAGAAACAGACACUUGACCCGACACUAUUUGAGGACGAGGAAGACUGGGAACCAUGGAAAGAUCUACCAGCAUGCAGUGCGACGAGUGAGUGAUUCAACCUGACAUUAAAAGACGAGAAAGACUGGGAAUCAUGGAAUGAUUUACCACCAUGCAAUCGGAGUGAGUGAGUUAAAAUGCGUUGUACUGCUAGUAUCUUUUUAUUCCGUUCCAUUAUAUAUAAAGAUAGCAUAUAAAUAGAAACUGUUUGCAUUUGCGGGAACAUUAUUACAUCAUUUAUAUUUCUAAAAGUCAAAGAUAAUUAUAAUUUAAACUGUAAAUAAAAACUUUUAAUAUUUC